Molecule: messenger RNA, 916 nt
Organism: Rubroshorea leprosula
Lineage: Eukaryota; Viridiplantae; Streptophyta; Magnoliopsida; Malvales; Dipterocarpaceae
Source: the annotation of a GenBank genome assembly
GCUUCUGAGCUCUCUCCCUUACCCUUUCCCCUUCCCCAUCCCUCCAAGGAGCCGUAGCCAUGGUUCACGUCAGUUACUACCGCAACUAUGGGAAGACCUUUAAGAAGCCACGCCGCCCGUAUGAGAAGGAGCGUUUGGAUGCUGAGUUGAAGCUUGUUGGAGAGUAUGGACUCCGAUGCAAGAGAGAGUUGUGGAGAGUUCAGUAUGUUCUCAGCCGCAUCCGGAAUAAUGCAAGGGAGCUUCUCACUUUGGAUGAGAAGAACCCACGCCGUAUGUUUGAAGGUGAAGCCCUUCUCCGCAGGAUGAACAAGUAUGGGCUUUUGGAUGAGAGCCAAAACAAGCUUGAUUAUGUCUUGGCCCUGACUGUUGAGAAUUUCCUGGAGCGCCGUUUGCAAACCCUUGUCUUCAAGUUGGGUUUGGCUAAGUCAAUUCACCAUGCUCGUGUGCUGAUUAAGCAGAGGCAUAUCAGGGUUGGGAGACAAGUUGUCAAUAUACCAUCUUUCAUGGUGAGAGUGGAGUCCCAGAAACACAUUGAUUUCUCUUUGACAAGUCCAUUUGGAGGUGGUCGCCCUGGAAGAGUGAAGAGAAAGAACGAGAAGGCAGCAGCCAAGAAGGUCGCUGGUGGAGCUGGAGAUGAGGAGGACGAGGAGUAAAUCUUUAGGCCAUUACCAAUUCUAGAAACCCGUUUAGUUCUCAUUGAAACUCAUCAUCCUUACUAGCAAUUUUUAUAGUUUUGUUUCGAGACUUGUUAUUGUAGUGGAUAUUGGUAUAUGCGUUGCUUUUAUUUAUCGACUAUUGCUGGCUUCCAGUGUGAUUUUGCGCAGUUUCCAUUUUGGUUAAUGCUAAUGAGUAUCUAUGCCUUUUAUAUCCUAGUUUGACUGCUUUUUAUCCAUGCUAAUGAAUGUCUCUGCUUUUU